Molecule: messenger RNA, 4137 nt
Organism: Astrephomene gubernaculifera
Lineage: Eukaryota; Viridiplantae; Chlorophyta; Chlorophyceae; Chlamydomonadales; Astrephomenaceae
Source: the annotation of a GenBank genome assembly
AUCAACACGGCGCUGGUGCAGCACGGCCUGUUCCCCGUGGCGCUGGGAGGUGACGGUGUGGCGGUUCUGGAGCUGCCGGGCGGCCUCUGCUCGGGCCUGCUGGCGUGCCUGCAACUGGGCCUGCGAGUGCGCCGCUAUAUUCCCCUUAGCGGCGACCCCACCUCGCAGGCCGCUGCUGCGGCGCUGCAGCCGUAUGUGGUGCGGCAGUAUGGCGGCUUGCUGGCGGCUGGUGCUUGGGACGAGGGGUUGCGCGCGCCGGCAUGCUCGGCGACGGAGCUGGUGCAGUGGGCCGUGUCGGACGCUGGGGCAGAGGCGCUGGGUCUCCUUACCCAAGGUCAGUGGCUGGUCAUGGGCAGUUGGGCGGGCGACGUGGGCUGGUCAGCGCAGUUGUACGUGCGCUUGCUGGGUGCGGUGCAGAGCAGCAUGCGGGCGGCAGGGGUGCCGCCGCCGGCCUUCCUGUUGGAGGGUCCCCCGUGCACGCUAGAAGCCGCAGAAGCCGCUGGCCUGCCGCUGGGCUACCCUGCCACUGUUGACGCCGUGCAAACUGGCGCUGUCUUGCACCGUCUCAGCAGCAUCUACACCAACCUGGCCAACCCAGCUCACCUGGCUUACUGCCUCCGCCGGCUCCCACCGCCGGCGGACGCAACGCUAGCAUCUCGCCUCCCUGACGGCUGGUUCCCAGCCCCAGCCACGCAGCCACUGCCUUCGCCGUACGCGCCGCUUGAGGUCCCGGGCGUCCCAUGGGUCGCGCUGCCGCCACUAGCGCUGAUCGGCACGCCGCCGCUACUGCAAGGGGCCAACCGCGUUCCUGCAGUGCCCGAUGCCGCCUUGGUCGCCGCGCUUGCAGGCUUUCCGCCGCUGCCCCAGCAUCCCAGUCUGCCAGCCCUGCUGCCGCGUCAGCCCCCGCCGCCGGUCCUCACGGCGGCGCUAGCCAGUUGCCUUGCGCUUCAUCGCGCCUUCGUCACACCUCAUGACCUGCAACCGCUGCAGCCUCGGCACGUAGCCGAACCGGCGCGUCCGCUGGGGGGGGUGUCAAGUGACGUCGACGCCUUGGAGGCCAGCUUCAGCGUGGACACGCAACUCGGCUCAGGUUUGGCGGCGGCCGCAGCACUGGAGGCAGCUGCGGCUGCGCAUGAUGCAGCGUGGCUGACGGUACUGGCGUGCGACGUCUUGGUACAGCGGACGCUUGGCUCGGCGGUCGUGGAAGCCACCGCCGUGCUUGCAGCGGCAGCCGAGGUGCAGGAGGAGACAGCAGCAGCGGGCAGCGAUCCUGACGUGUGGGGUGAUGCGGAGGCCAUGGCAGUCAUUCGUGCGCCGCUCUCAGGCCGUGUGCCGCCUGGGGAGGCAGCCGGAGCACCUUCCGCCAGGGUGUUGCGUCGCGCGUCGCACUACCGCUGGACUGGCUCGCAGCUGCUGCGCAUGAUGGCGGAUGGCUCCACGCGCGUCUGCCCGCCGCCGGCAGAUCGCAUGGACCUGACUCAGCGGACUCAUGCAGUGGCGCACUUGGGUGUGCGGCGUACGUUGGCGCUGCUGCAGCUGGGUUACUGGUGGCAUGGCAUGCGCAGCACUGUUCGGCAGGUAGUGGGCUCCUGCAAGCUCUGCGACAUGUGCAACAGCUCUGGCUCAUCGCGACCAGUGCAGCUGCAGCCACUGGCGAUCAAGGGCAUGUUCUACCGCUGGGGCAUGGACUUGGCUGGGCCGCUGCCGCCUACCAAGCCGCACGGCUUCACCUACGUGAUGGUGUGCGUAGAACACUUCACCAAGCAUGCGGAGUUUCUGCCGUUGCGGGAUAAGACGGCGGACGAGACGGCCAGGGGCUUGUUGGAGGUCAUCGCCAGGUUCAGCGCGCCGGCGGAAGUAGUGACGGAUCAGGGGGGGGAGUUCGAGGGGGCCUUCAGCCGCCUUCUUGAGCAGUGUUACGUGGACCAUCGGCCGACGUCUGCGUAUCACCCGCAAGCCAACGGUGCAGCGGAGCGGCUGGUGCAGGUGCUCAAGUCAGCCCUGCGCAAGUACUGUGCUGAGAGCGGCAGUCCUGAAACAUGGGAUCAGCACUUGCCGUGGUUGGCUCUCGCCUAUCGCUGUUCACCGCAGGCCUCCACCAAGCUUGCCCCGUACACCCUCAUGUACGGCGUGCCGCCAGUCGUGCCACCGGCGGUACGAGAGCGCUUCCAGGCGGAGCUGGCCUUCACUGGGAAUGCCGGUGAGCAGGUCUACGCGCGGGCCUUGGUGGAGAGGGCAGCGCUGCUGCAGCGGCACGCGCCGGCCGCUGCCGGCAACCUGCUCAUAGCGCAGCACAGAGACACCAGGCGGUACGCGCUCGUGCGCUCAGGGCUGUGGCGCCCCCCGCAGCUGCAGUUUGCUACGGGCGACUAUGUCUAUGUCCGGCGGCAAAACCCCAGCAACACGCUGCAGCCGCCGGUGCGCGAGGCCGUCUUGCGAGUGGAAUCGGUGGGUCCCUUGGGCGUGGCGGUGCUCAUAGGACGUGACGGCACGCGCAUCAGGCGCCGGGUGGAGCAGCUUGUGCCCUGCCAUCUGCCAGACUUGGACCCUAUCGUCGACCCGCGGCUCAUGCGCCCGGCAGCGGACCACGCCUGCCAGGUCUGUGCCUCGCCUCGUGACGGCGGCAAGAUGCUGCUGUGCGACGCCUGCGGUACCGGUUGGCACCUGUACUGCCUCGUGCCACCACUGUCGCAAGUCCCCGAGGGCAGCUGGGUGUGCCCGGAAUGCGUGCAGCUGCAGCGGGAGGCGCCGGCGGGGCCUGCGCCGCCCCAGCCGGAGCCCACUGCUGUGCUGUUUCCGAACGCCGCCACGCGGCGGCGUGACGACGAGGCGGCGGCACUGGAUGGACGCCGCAUCGUACGCAUGGUCAGCAAGGGGCGCGGUCGCGGGCGCGAGGAGCAGCUCGGCGUGCUGCGCUACCGCGGCGGUCUGGUGAGGCCCCACUACUUCUAUGCCGAGUGGGACGGGGGCUUUGCUGAGGCGGUCGGGCUGCCUGCGGCGAAGCGCAUGCUGAUGCCGGAGCAGACGAGUACGAGGAAGAAGGGCAGGUAGCGUUGUUUUGGGCUAGGAAAAGGCGUGCCAUGCCGCGCGGCCGAGAAGGGGAUAUUGCUUAGGUUGUGGAAGUUAGGUUGGCGUUGCCGGCUCGCUGCACCGCGAGUGCGAGGAGUAGGGGUUAUCCUAGGGAGCGCAGCCAGACUCGCCGCUGUUGGGGGUAGUAAGGGGGAGCGCCAAGCCGCGUGGCCCGCUAUAGAAGGUUGGUGUAGGGAUCUUGGUGGCUAGUGGCUAGUGGGUACGUCAAGCCGCGUGCUCUCGGUCUUGCUUCGAGUUCGUCAGUUGCUUAGGGAAGGAACGCCAAGCCGCGUUGCCUGUUAUGCCUGUUUUGGGCGUUGUGACUCUUUUCUCAGUUGUGUCAGGUGAGACAAGGGGGUGAGGCCAGGACGCCUGGUUUUUGGUUGGAUUUUGGGUGGCAGCGUACUUCGCCGUGCCUGUUGCUGGUGCCUUUUCUGUGGCGGAGGCUUGACUAUUGCCGCUUUCGUGGCCUGCCUGCCUGAAUUGGGGGUGGGUUUGCUGUGCUUGGUUUGCCGGUUGACCCGUGGGUCGGUGCACCUUAGGCUCUGACCGCCUGAGUGCCGCUCGUGCUGGCUCUAUGGCUGGCUUGGUAGCUGGUUUCGUGAACCUGAGGAUUGCUGCGUGGAUUUCCGUGCGGCGUGGUAUGCGCGCGUUUCAGUGGCCAGACGUGCGAGCCUUGGAUUUUCCUGUGGAGUUGACUGUCGUACCCGCUGCCGGUAGCAGUGUGACUUGGGGUGUCCUGGGCUGUUGUUCCGCCCUUGCGUCGUCGAGGUCCUCGGUCGGGGGGGGGAAGGUUCCACCCCAUGUCAUGAUUUGGCAUGUUUCAUCGCUGGAGCAUGACAGGGGGCUGUUUUACGGCACUGCUUACAUUUAGGAUGCUGGAGCCAAGGUCAGUUGCCACGUUCCAUGAUGUUUAUGAUGGUCAUCGUGUAUGGGAUACCUGAAAGCGCUGCAAGGUUGCAGCAGCAAAGGCAAGAGAGAAGAGUUUAAAGACAGUGCCAGGUAAGCAAGUGACGAAAGUAGGUGUUGAAGGAUGAUGAUGGUAAUAAGAGGUGACAGCGGUUUGUG